Messenger RNA from Exophiala viscosa, 1473 nucleotides. RefSeq names its product 39S mitochondrial ribosomal protein L46-domain-containing protein. Lineage: Eukaryota; Fungi; Ascomycota; Eurotiomycetes; Chaetothyriales; Herpotrichiellaceae. Gene Ontology annotation, cellular component: mitochondrial large ribosomal subunit. The record is from RefSeq and is a predicted model, not a curated record. The coding region runs from base 119 to 1297 and encodes 392 amino acids. The transcript is spliced from 3 exons. Gene Ontology annotation, molecular function: structural constituent of ribosome.
CGGUAUAGUUCAAUUUUCAAAUGUUCCUGGCAACUUUUUGGACCUUGAAUCCAUUGAAACAUUGCACAAACACGACUCCUGCGCAUCGCUUUCCAGCGAGCGCAUAUCACAUCUAACCAUGUCUCCUCGCUCGAGAGGUGUAAACCUCAUCGCCGAUGUCCUCGGCACAUCCGCUGCACCCUUAGCAGCCAGACGAGUGCUCACAAGAUCAGGCUUUUCGUCUCAGAACCACAUCUGCCGCUCAUGUCGACAAGCUCUGUCUCAGCAACAGCACCGUAACGCAUCGACAGCCACGGCAAAAGCUACAGUCGAAGCACCUCCCAUCACACAGCUAUCCCCCGACGGGCCCGAAGCCUCGCCAGUAUCUCAACCCAUCUACAGCAUAAAAGCCGGCGUGGUUGUUUCGCGGCCGCCCCUCCUCACUCCGGACCCUCACCCCUUCGAGACAGCAUAUCAUCUCUAUCAGCGACGACUUAACGAGCGUCUCGUCCUCCCAUUCACACAGUACUUCUACUACAAGCGCAAUACACCCGCGUUCGAACAGUGGCGCACAAAGCGUCGGGAAAGAGGAGGUGUCGCGGCGCGUGAUAUAGGCAAAUACAACGCCUACACCGAGGAGAGCUGGAACGACGAAGCGCUAGUGGGCGAUGAGUCGGGCGCCCCGGAGAAGAUUGUGAAGGAUCUUGUCGCCGAAGAAGGCCGCGCAGAAGAGUUCACGGGCGCUGGAGAUGCGACGUUCGCAGGUCUAAGGAGAAAAACCGAGGCUGAUGAGAAGAAUGACCAGCGCAGUCUGGAAAGAAGUCUGCAUAGGACGCUGUACUUGCUGGUCAAGAACAAGACAGUCAACGCUCAACAGGAUGAGAGCGAGCUGUGGAGAUUUCCCUCCGGGACGAUUGCUGGGUUCGAAGGAUUGAAAGAGGCCGCACAGCGCAUCCUCUUUGCGUCGUUAGGCGCCAACAUGAACACCUUCUUCGUCGGCAACCACCCCGUGGGCCACUAUGUGCAGAAAUUCACCUCGCCAAUCCCACGUGCGGCCAGACCGCCUACAACUACGCAAAAGGACAAAGCGUCGAAGGAGAUGCCGCUGAAACAGGAUCUUGCGGCUGAAGGGUCGAUGGUCGACGGCGAGAAGACGUUCUUCAUGAAGGCACGGAUCAUGGCCGGACAGGCUGAUUUGAGCGUAGCGCAGCAAGGUGGAGAGAUUGAGGAUUUCAAGUGGUUGAGUAAAGAUGAGGUUGAGGCGCUGGUGCAUCCUGAUUAUUGGACUAGGGUGAAGAAUAUGCUGGUUGCGCAGUGAACUUCAUCGUCAAAGUCGACUUUCUGCCUACUGCAGUGGAUAAGGGAUGAGCCUGUGGGGUCAAGAGACAGAGACAACCCAGCAAAAGGCAGAGGCUGCGUGAGCAAGAACAGCGCGAAAUGCAUGUCCAACUCGUAAAACCCGUUCAUUUUUUUCGUCAUUGUACACUUCCAGUC